UCCGCUCAUUCAGUCUCUCUGUUCAGUGCGCGCAGGGAGGGUGAAUUGAUGUCAUCGUUGAAGCGUUGCGCAGGGAAACAUCAUCUGGCUCGGUUUAACGUGGGAAUGAACAGGAUCAGCUUUCCGGGACUUUUUAUGAUAUUUUUUUCAACAGAUUGAAAACAGAUUCCACCGGAAUAUGGAAGGAUUAAAGGAACAGCAAACUGAAACCAAAGGUCGCGACUUUGAGGUCUGGGACCGUUUCUGUUUCUUUUUAGGUGUCUGAUCGCUAUCAGAAUAUAACAGUUUGAUCGUUGAGAAUGACAAUAUCGAGCAUUAUUUAGUGACAAGAUAUAAUAUGUUAUUAGUAGAGCUUUAUGGGAUGUGUUAGCCUACUACUAAUGGAUUGGAGGACUGGACGUCUGUGAGUGGAUUUUACAUUUGCGUUUGACAGAGGGAAAGGUAAGAGGACCAGCUCUUCCCUUCACACCUCUUGUGCUAAAGUUCAUCGCUUCAGAACUCGCUCUUUGUGCACUUUUGUGUUGGUGUGUGUGUGUGUGUGUGUGUGUGUGUGUGUGUGUGUGUGUGUGUGUGUGUGUGUGUGUGUGUGUAUACGUCGGACGGACAUGUGACGAGAAACCAGAAAUAUGGAUUACCUCUCUCCCACCAACAUCUCCCAAGAUGCAUCCCUUCUCUUCUCCGACGCCGGUCUCCACGGCGAUGACCUAUACCCCGGCUACCAUGCCUACGACCCCGGCAUCGACGACCCCCCAACGGAAGAGUCGUCGUCGCCCCUCCAGUCUCUCUACGCAGACACUCCCCUCCUGGAUUUGGGAGACUUGGGGGGGUACGGUCCCGGCGUGGGGGGCUAUGGGGACAGCUCUCUGGCAGGACUGGGGGACAGUACUAAGCUAGUAGGGGUCCAGGUGGUUUUAAUCCUGGCCUACAGUACCAUUAUACUACUAGGAGUAGUGGGGAACUCUCUGGUCAUAUACGUGGUGUAUCGCUUCAAGACGCUGAGGACCGUGACUAACUUCUUCAUAGCUAACCUCGCCGUCGCUGACCUCCUGGUGAAUACAUUAUGUCUCCCCUUCACAUUGGUCUAUACUCUGCUCGGGGAGUGGAAGUUUGGCCAGGUACUUUGUUUCCUGCUUCCUUAUGCACAGGGAUUGGCUGUCCACGUAUCCACGGUGACGCUCAACGUCAUAGCCCUCGAUAGACACAGGUGUAUAGUGUACCACCUGGAGACCAGGAUGAGAAAGGAUGUGUGUUUCGGGGUGAUUGCCGCCACAUGGGUACUGAGUGCGGUGCUGGCCAGUCCACUAGCUAUCUUCAGAGAGUAUGGUACCUUCAAUCUGGCUCCAGGACAGCCUAUACAGGUGUGUACAGAGAAGUGGCCGGGCAGCUCGACAGACGGGACAGUCUAUUCCAUCUCCAUGCUCCUCCUCCAGUACGUUCUCCCUCUAGCCGUCAUCUCCUUCGCCUACGCUCGUAUCUGGUCCAAGCUCCGUUCCCACAUGUCCCCCGCAGGCCGCAAUGACCGCCACCGCCGCCGACGCAAAACCACCAAGAUGCUGGUGACCGUGGUCGUGGUGUUUGCGGUCAGCUGGCUGCCGUUCCACGCUUUUCAAUUGGCCACGGAUAUCGACGGCUUCACCUUGGACAUGAGGGAUUUUAGACUGCUGUACACGCUGUUCCACGUGGUGGCCAUGUGCUCAACGUUCGCCAACCCUUUGCUCUACGGGUGGAUGAACAGCAACUAUCGCACCGCGUUCACGACCGUGUUCCGCUGUGACCAGAGAAUGGAUAGUGUGCAUCCGGAGGGAGGAAGAGGGAAGGGAGGAAGAGGGAAGGGAAUGAAGCUGGAUCUGGAGGCCCAGGACGUUGUGACAAACCAUCUCAAUGCUACAGACCUCUGAGGGGGAAGGAGAGAGAGAAUUAGAGACAGAAGGAGGGAGAGAGAGAGGGAGAGAGAGGGAGAGAGAGAGAGAGAGAGAGAGAGAGACAGGGAGAGACCGAUAUGGGGAGAGGCAGAUGAAGAGAGAAAGAUGGAGAGACAAGGACAGAGAUUAUCAGAAAGAACGGGAGAACAAUAGAAUGUGAGAGGGAUGAGAAGAGACUGAAGAGAGAACCACAAGAUGAGGUGGAAACUGAGCUGCACUUCCUAACCUCCUGCCCAAUGUAUGACCAUAUUAGAGACACAUAUUUCCCCUCAGAUUACACAGACCCACAAAGAAUUAGAAAACAAAUCCAAUUCUGAUAAACUCCCAUAUCUACUGGGUGAAAUUCCACAGUGUGCCGUCACAGCAGCAAGAUUUGUGACCUGUUGCCACGAGAAAAGGGCAACCAGUGAAGAACAAACACCAUUGUAAAUACAACCCAUAUUUAUGCUUAUUUAUUUUCCCUUGUGUACUUUAACCAUUUGUACUUUGUUACAACACUGUAUAUAUAUAAUAUGACAUUUGUAAUGUCUUUAUUGUUUUGAAACUUCUGUAUGUGUAAUGUUUACUGUUAAUUUUUAUUGUUUAUUUCACUUUUGUAUAUUAUCUACCUCAUUUGCUUUGGCAAUGUUAACACAUGUUUCUCAUGUCAAUAAAGCCCUUGAAUUGAGAGAGAGAUAACCCACUGUUCACAUGAUAAAAGGAUGACGUGAAUGAGAGAUAACCCACUGUUCAUGAUAAAAUUAUGAUGUUAUAGAGAUAACCCACUGUUCCCAUGAUAAAAGGAUGACGUGAAUGAGAGAACCCACUGUUCACAUGAUAAAAGGAUGACGUGAAUGAGAGAUAACCCACUGUUCAUGAUAAAAGGAUGAUGUUAUAGAGAGAUAACCCACUGUUCAUGAUAAAAUUAUGAUGUUAUAGAGAUAACCCACUGUUCAUGAUAAAAGGAUGAUGUGAAUGAGAGAUAACCCACUGUUCAUGAUAAAAGGAUGACGUGAAUGAGAGAUAACCCACUGUACCCAUGAUAAAAUGAUGAUGUUGUAGAGAGAUAACCCACUGUUCAUGAUAAAAUGAUGAUUUUAUAGAGAGAUAACCUACUGUUCCCAUGAUAAAAUGAUGUUAUAGAGAGAUAACCCACUGUUCAUGAUAAAAGGAUGUUGUUGUAGAGAGAUAACCCACUGUUCAUGAUAAAAUUAUGUUACAGAGAGAUAACCCACUGUUCAUGAUAAAAUUAUGAUGGUAUAGAGAGAUAACCCACUGUUCAUGAUAAAAUUAUGUUACAGAGAGAUAACCCACUGUUCAUGAUAAAAUUAUGAUGGUAUAGAGAGAUAACCCACUGUUCAUGAUAAAAUUAUGUUACAGAGAGAUAACCCCCUGUUCAUGAUAAAAUUAUGUUACAGAGAGAUAACCCACUGUUCAUGAUAAAAUUAUGAUGGUAUAGAGAGAUAACCCACUGUUCAUGAUAAAAUUAUGUUACAGAGAGAUAACCCACUGUUCAUGAUAAAAUUAUGUUACAGAGAGAUAACCCACUGUUCCCAUGAUUAAAAGGAAAAUGAAUGUCAGAGAUGGGAUGAAGAAAAAAAGAUUAUGAGAUAAAAAAAAAUUUAAAAAACCCGAAAGGAGCUUAAAGUUUUAAUGAGUUCAAUUUAAUGGGUCGGGACAGGCUGGCUGGGCAGUGGUGACAUGUAUUCAGUCUCAAAUCACAGAAUGUUUUAGGGUUGUUGAUUUAGAGUAGUUUGAAACGUUGACUCUGUUCCAAAUGCCACCCUAUUCCCUAUCAGGGCCCUGGUCAAUAGUAGUGCACUGUUAAGGAGAAUACGGUGCCAUUUGAUGGGGCACCAUGGCCUCAUUUGUGGGGUGAAUUAAAAAAUAAAUGUGUGCCAAACUUUAAUAAAGGUUCA
This is a messenger RNA of Oncorhynchus masou masou (cherry salmon), 3820 nucleotides long. It is a transcript of the gene npy2rl, whose product is annotated as neuropeptide Y receptor Y2, like. The record is from RefSeq and is a predicted model, not a curated record. The coding region runs from base 627 to 1898 and encodes 423 amino acids. Gene Ontology annotation, cellular component: plasma membrane; neuron projection. NCBI's taxonomy places the organism in Eukaryota, Metazoa, Chordata, Actinopteri, Salmoniformes, Salmonidae. Gene Ontology annotation, biological process: G protein-coupled receptor signaling pathway. The transcript is spliced from 7 exons. Gene Ontology annotation, molecular function: neuropeptide Y receptor activity; neuropeptide binding.